Molecule: messenger RNA, 734 nt
Organism: Meriones unguiculatus (Mongolian gerbil)
Lineage: Eukaryota; Metazoa; Chordata; Mammalia; Rodentia; Muridae
Product: histone H2B 1/2/3/4/6-like
Exons: 2
Coding region: 11-505 (164 amino acids)
Cellular component (GO): nucleosome
Molecular function (GO): structural constituent of chromatin; protein heterodimerization activity; DNA binding
Source: RefSeq, a predicted model, not a curated record
CUUUUCAGUCAUGCCUGAACCGGCCAAGUCCGUCCCAGCACUCAUGAACAGUUCCACGAAGGCUUUGUCCAACCUGCAAAAGAAAGAAGACAAGAAACUCAAAUGCAGCAGCAAAGAGAGCUACUCCAUCUAUGUGUACAAAGUGCUGAGGCAGGUGCACCCCGACACAGGCAUCUCGUCCAAGCUCACAGGCAUCAUGAACUCCUUUGUCAACGACAUUUUGGAGCGCAUCGUGGGCGAGGCGUCAUGCCUGGCGCCCUACAACAAGCAUUCUACUAUCACUUCGCGGGAUAUCCAGAUGGCGGUGCGCUUGCUGCUGCCCAGAGAACUGACCAAGCACCCUGUGUCUCCAAGUAUACCAGCUCCAAGUACAGCUUGCCCCACUCCCGCAGCCCCCGCACCAAGGCUCUCGCCGGCCCUUUUGCUUUUUGAACGCUGUUGCAGAGCCAGCCGCUCAAAUCAGGAGAGAACUUUGUUCACUUGCAUUGGUUUCUACUUGCUAUGACAAAGUUAAGAACCUCAGAGCAGGCCCAUGAAGUGAGCUUUCUAAUUCACCCAUUCUGUCAUACACUGAAGACCAGUGGAGACUUCCAGCCUUGUGGAUUGAACUACGGGAUUCUUGGACCUUCCAUUGGUAUACAGUCAUUGUUGGACCAGCUGAACCCCAGCCUAUGGCUCUGCAAGAUAGGCUACGGAGCUAAUAGUGGAGUCAGCAGAAGCUCCGUGCUCCGCCC